Molecule: messenger RNA, 1509 nt
Organism: Acanthopagrus latus (yellowfin seabream)
Lineage: Eukaryota; Metazoa; Chordata; Actinopteri; Spariformes; Sparidae
Product: stabilizer of axonemal microtubules 1-like
Exons: 4
Coding region: 288-1379 (363 amino acids)
Source: RefSeq, a predicted model, not a curated record
AGAGUCAUCCACUGGUGUUUAUUUUUAGAAGCUCUCAGCUGCUGCGUGCUGCGUUCAACACACAGUCUGUGUUCCUCCGGUCAAUAAUUCAUAAUUUGUAGGCCUGCACACAGGAGACAGAGAGCAGACUGCAACCACUCUGAACCUCAGGACAUCUAAAAAGCGCACCGCUGGAUGAGUAAACCCCCCGAAACUGUGAGGCAGUAGAAUACACAGCAACACUGCAACCAACAAGCCACAUCUAUGAGGUGAGGAAGCUCCCGCAGAGAGCCCAGACACGGGACUCGAUGAUGACAGAGUACCAGGAGAGGUUCCGUCCCCCAUGUUACCACAUGGCUGUGGUCACAACCUCAAUCCAGAAAAAUCCAUACCAUCCACUCAAGGGGACAAAUACCGCUGUAACUGGUUUAAGAUCCUACUAUGUGAAGAAGAUGUGGGUGAAAAACCCACCACAGCCCCCACAGCCACCUGCGUCACCCAAAAGCCACCGGAGAUGCAAGAGCGCUCCACACAAUCCUGUGUCCUUUGUAGCAAAGGUGGACGACUACAAGUCAGUGUACCAAAACGAUUUCCCCGCAUGGAACGUAAACAAGCGCCAGCCGUACAAGAUGCAUGACAGCUUGAAACCCAACCAAGGAUUAAUUGUCCCUGAUAGUGACUCCAAGAAAGGUCAUUUUAAUGGUUCAGCCAACUCUACAGUGGUCCCGCAAGUGAAAGAACCAGAACCAAUUGAAAGCAUAACAAGCUACCGAAGUGCUUAUGUGAGCCAUCCAGUGCAGCCCAGGUUUCACAGGGAGAAGCCCAACAAAGGUCUGACCAUCGAGCCUGCAGUGUCCAUGAGGCCAAAGGGGACUCUGGAUGUAAACAAGCAGAUGUAUGGCACAAGCGAGGAAUUCUUUGAACAAUUUAAGACCAUGUCUCUGGAAAAUACAUUUUACACGGCACACGAAUGCCCGCGCACCAAACCGGUCCUGCCGUCUAUGCAAAGGAGUGAGAAAAGCAAGAAGCCCUUUCAGGCGACGACUACAACAAAGGAGGAUUACAAAGCUUGGUACAAGUUUCCAUGUUCCCCCUCUGUCCAUGAGGAAGAGCUGGACUGGCACAAGAAAACGCUGUCAGUGUACACGCCUAAUCUUGGUAAGAGCUCCAGAUCAAGCCAAAAGACUGUUAGCCUUCCUUCUACACCGACUCCAGUCUGCAAUUCCUCAGAGAACCCUCAAUGUCCUGCUGAGAAUCGAGUAUUUUAUGGCUAUGAAUGCAUCUCCAACGGCGCUGAGGAGUCCAGAAGGUGGACCACCUCUGUGGACAGGGGAGGGCCUUGGGCUGAUGGAGUCAUUUGUGAUGAACCGUCACAGAAUCAUAAGCUGCAUGGUUUCUAGCAGGAGCUAAAGUUUCCCCCACACCAGGACACGCAUUACCUCAGGUCGUUUGUACAUCACUAAUGUAAUGUGAGGGUUUGUUGGUGGUGACCGGACUACUUAUAAUAAAAAGCAACAGUCAUUACUUGUA